Molecule: messenger RNA, 1596 nt
Organism: Penicillium coprophilum
Lineage: Eukaryota; Fungi; Ascomycota; Eurotiomycetes; Eurotiales; Aspergillaceae
Product: cytochrome P450
Exons: 2
Coding region: 1-1596 (531 amino acids)
Molecular function (GO): oxidoreductase activity, acting on paired donors, with incorporation or reduction of molecular oxygen; monooxygenase activity; heme binding
Source: RefSeq, a predicted model, not a curated record
AUGUCGAUCCCAUACAUCCCGUAUCUCGAAAGAGUCAUAUCCAGGCCGACCUCGCUAAGUAUCCUGCUUUCCCUUCUAUUAAUUUAUGCUAUCCGUCAAUGGCUUCUCCCUCGCCCAAUUCCUGGAAUUCCAUACAACCUCAAGUCUUCGAGAAAGCUGCUUGGAGAUGCCCCUGACAUGCUCCGUGAGGUGAAAAUCACCAAGGAGCAGAAUGUCUGGUUGGCGCGGCAGAUAAACAAAUUUCAAUCGCCGCUAUGUCAGGUUUUCAUAAAGCCCUUUUCUCGACCUUGGGUAUUACUUGCCGAUUCAACGGAGGCUCAAGAUAUCAUGAUGCGCCGGCCCGAAUUUGACCGGUCAGACAUCAUACUGGAUGGACUGAGUCCGUUGGGUGACUUCCAUGCCCGAAUGAAGACUGGUCCGAGUUGGAAAGAGGCGAAAGCUUGGUUGAAGGACCUUGUAGGCCCAAGCUACUUGAACAGCAUCGGAAGUCCAAUAAUUUACAAGAACUCGGUCCGCCUUGUGGAGUUCUGGGAAUCCAAGGCACGUCUGGCUAACGGUCGACCGUUCGAUGUAAACGAAGAUUUGGACCACAGCGCACUCGACGCCAUGCUGUUGUUUUUAUUUGGCCCUCACUACAAGCACACAGCUCUUGACCCGCACUUGGAGAUCUUGUCCCGGCUAGAUCCUUCCAGCAUUGAGGUGGGGAUCCAUGGGGAGGCAAAGUUUCUGGCUGCACCUCUGGACGAGUUCAUCACCUCGAUGUAUGAGACAGUUGAUGCCAUGGAUAAGGUGUCUCAAUCCAUGGCACCCCGAGCCAUGAUGUGGUGGAUUCGACACUCUCCUCGAUACAAGAGAUUUGCUGCGAUAAAACGACGAGUCGUCCAGGAACAAAUUAUAGGCGCACUUAAGAGACUCAGUACCACCAGGGAGACCAAGGCUGCAAUAGAAUACAUUUUGACUCGAGAGAAGAUGGCUGCCGAGGAACAACACCGCAAGCCAGACUUUGGAAGUCCUAUCCUGGAAGACGAGGUAAAAUCCGGUGUCCUCAUUGCUGGCCUUUUCAUUGCUGGUUUACACACGAUCAGCACAACUAUCGCAUGGAGUUUCAUCUAUUUAACCAGAUACCCACAAGUCCAGGAAAGACUUCGUCUUGCGUUACAAACAGCAUAUGCCGACGCUGACGCGGAGAACCGAGCACCUACCAUGAUUGAGCUUACCCAAACUCGGGUACCCUACCUGGAAGCUCUACUAGAAGAGACACUCCGUCUUCACGCGACCUCCCUAACACGACAAGCUAUCUGUGACACAGAGAUACUCGGAAAGCCUGUUCCCAAAGGCACGAACGUGUUCUUGAUCGCCAAUGGGCCCGGCUUCCACGGACCAUCAUUCGAUAUCGAACCCAGUCUGCGUAGUGCGACCGCAAAGCCUAAUAACUGGGACGAAAGUCGUGAUUUGAAAGUCUUUGACCCUGAACGCUGGCUCGUACACAAGGGGGGCAAGUCUUGGCGUGAAGCAGAGUUUGAUGCGAAUGCGGCUCCUCAAAUGGCCUUUGGCAUGGGACCUCGCGGUUGCGGGGGCGCCGCUUGGCAUACUUAG